This is a messenger RNA of Papaver somniferum (opium poppy), 1111 nucleotides long. RefSeq lists its product as uncharacterized. The record is from RefSeq and is a predicted model, not a curated record. The transcript is spliced from 4 exons. Bases 232 to 789 code for a protein of 185 amino acids. Gene Ontology annotation, molecular function: protein dimerization activity. NCBI's taxonomy places the organism in Eukaryota, Viridiplantae, Streptophyta, Magnoliopsida, Ranunculales, Papaveraceae.
UACAACAAGAAGAAGAAAAGUUUUAAAAAAGUAAGAUUUGAACAGAAAAAAAAUAUCUGGAAACUCGAAACCUCGUUUGAAUCUGAGUGAAAUAGUAGGGAGGAAUGUGCACCCCAGUUAAAAGUCGAGAACUCGUGUGUAAGAAUUCUUAUAAAGAGUAGAUUAAUGUGAGCAGACAUAUGAGCGGAACUCUCCUUUGCACCCCUUCUUGAGGAUUGAAAGUUAUACGUCAUGAAUAGCUCCCAUGGAAGUCAUAGCAGUUCUUGUUCUUCUUCUUCUUCCCCUCGAUCUUCGUCAGAAGAAAGAGGCAAUAAUUUAUCGCAGCAAUUGCAGACUUUGCAGUCUAUGAUUCCAAACAUUCCAGGCACUGCGGACGAGAGGUCCAUCCUUGAAGCAACCCAUGAAUAUAUACAACGUAUUCAUGAAGAGACAGAGAGCAUCGAGAGGGAAUUAUUGCAACGGCGACGCUCUACUACUACUCCAGGCAGCUCAUCUUCAUCAUUAGUAGGAGUGCGUCCGAAAAUAUCAAGUAUGGAAAUAGAUGAUCUAAUGAUAGAAGGACGAUUUGUGGUGAAGAUAAGUUGGAGAAGAGGUUUCAGCGAGAAUGGCCACGUGCAGCGCGUGCUUGAAGACUGUCUCAGCAUUACAAUGACUUCGAUCUUAGAUGACGACAACGAUCCUGAUUGUAUGCUAACAACAGCCUUUGUUAAGUUGUUUCUGGAGCUUAUUCGCCAUACUGAAGCAAAAUGGUUAAGGGAGUGGAUAUCCAUCCCUCUCAUAUGUAUAUAAUAUGUACAUAAUCGCCUUUCUAUGUAUUCAAGCAUUCAAUUUUGAGGAGGAGGAAACCGGAUUCUAAAAUAAGAUGACCCAAUUAUUUGUUGUCUUUUUGAAGGUAAAAGAAGGGACGAGAAUGACGGAAGAGCAACUUCGUGAUCAGUUGAUGAAUAUAGCAGCUAGAUAUGGGUUGAUGCCUUAAGAAUGAACAUUUAGAUAUAACUGUGUGUUACUACUUUCGAAUCCGUAAUUUAAUUUAUUUUUAUUUUUAUUUUUAUGACAAGAUGCCAUAACCUUAUUUGGGGAUGAAUUUAAUUUAUUUUUAUUUUUAUGACAA